Messenger RNA from Loxodonta africana (African savanna elephant), 1259 nucleotides. RefSeq names its product heterogeneous nuclear ribonucleoprotein A1-like. Gene Ontology annotation, cellular component: catalytic step 2 spliceosome. Lineage: Eukaryota; Metazoa; Chordata; Mammalia; Proboscidea; Elephantidae. The coding region runs from base 74 to 1192 and encodes 372 amino acids. The transcript has a single exon. Gene Ontology annotation, molecular function: mRNA 3'-UTR binding. The record is from RefSeq and is a predicted model, not a curated record. Gene Ontology annotation, biological process: mRNA splicing, via spliceosome.
CUAAAAUUCGCUCCUUUCUGCUUGUGGACGCCGCCAAGGAAACAUCGUUAAGUAACCUCUUCUUACUACCGUCAUGUCUAAGUCAGAGUCUCCUAAAGAGCCCGAACAGCUGCGGAAACUCUUCAUCGGAGGUUUGAGCUUUGAAACAACGGAUGAGAGUUUGAGGAGCCAUUUUGAGCAAUGGGGGACGCUCACGGACUGUGUGGUAAUGAGAGAUCCAAACACCAAGCGCUCCAGAGGCUUUGGGUUUGUUACUUACUCUACUGUGGAGGAGGUGGAUGCAGCCAUGAAUGCAAGGCCACACAAAGUAGAUGGAAGAGUUGUGGAACCAAAGAGGGCUGUCUCACGAGAAGACUCUCAAAGACCAGGUGCCCACUUAACUGUGAAAAAGAUCUUUGUUGGUGGCAUUAAAGAAGACACUGAAGAACAUCAUCUAAGACAUUAUUUUGAGCAGUAUGGGAAAAUUGAAGUGAUUGAAAUCAUGACGGACCAAGGCAGUGGCAAGAAGAGGGGCUUUGUUUUUGUUACUUUUGAUGACCAUGACUCUGUAGAUAAGAUUGUCAUUCAGAAAUACCAUACUGUGAAUGGACACAACUGUGAAGUAAGGAAAGUCCUAUCAAAGCAAGAGAUGGCCAGUGCUUCAUCCAGCCAAAGAGGUCGAAGUGGUUCUGGAAACUUUGGUGGCGGCCGUGGAGGUGAUUUUGGUGGGAAUGACAACUUUGGUCGUGGAGGAAACUUCAGUGGGCGUGGUGGCUUUGGUGGCAGCCACGGUGGUGGUGGAUAUGGAGGCAGUGGGGACGGUUAUAACGGAUUUGGUAAUGAUGGUGGUAAUGGAGGAGGAGGCGUUCCUGGUUACUCUGAAGGAAGCAGAGACUAUGGAAGUGGUGGACAGGGUUAUGGAAACCAGGGCAGUGGCUAUGGCGGGAGUGGCAGCUAUAACAAUGGAGGAGGCGGAGGCGGCUUUGGCGGUGGUAGUGGAAGCAAUUUUGGAGGUGGUGGAAAGUACAAUGAUUUUGGCAGUUACAACAAUCAGUCUUCAAAUUUUGGACCCAUGAAGGGAGGAAACUUUGGAGGCAGAAGCUCUGGCCCUUAUGGUGAUAGAGGUCAAUACUUUGCCAAACCACGAAACCAAGGUGGCUAUGGCCGUUCAAGCAGCAGCAGUAGCUAUGGCAGUGGCAGAAGGUUUUCAUGACUGCCAGGAAACAAAGCUUAGCAGGAGAGGAGAGCCAGAGAAGUGACGGGGAAGCUACAGGUUACAA